Peronospora matthiolae is the source of this 318-nucleotide messenger RNA. The record is from the annotation of a GenBank genome assembly. Lineage: Eukaryota; Oomycota; Peronosporomycetes; Peronosporales; Peronosporaceae.
AUGGGCUACAAGGUCGUAGCUAUUGACUCGGGCAAAGAUAAACGUGCGCUGGUCCAGUCGUAUGGAGUCAAGCACUUUAUCGACUACACCACACAAGACGUGGUCGAGCAGGUUCGAGCAGCUACGAGCGGUCAAGGUGCUCAUGCUGUUGCUUGUGGUUGCUGGGUCAACGGAGGCGUACAAGGACGCCCUCCUGUUCCUCCCGUCCUCGGGGGACGCUGGUUGCAGUGGGGUGUUCCUAAAGAUGCUGCGAUCGAGGCCCCAUUGAGUCUCAUGAUUUCGCUCGAGCUCCGUAUCGAUGGCCUCGUACGUUGCUAG